Dictyostelium discoideum AX4 is the source of this 2985-nucleotide messenger RNA. RefSeq names its product myosin IA heavy chain (gene myoA). Gene Ontology annotation, biological process: pinocytosis; cell motility; actin cytoskeleton organization. The coding region runs from base 1 to 2985 and encodes 994 amino acids. The record is from RefSeq and is a predicted model, not a curated record. The transcript is spliced from 3 exons. Gene Ontology annotation, molecular function: ATP binding; cytoskeletal motor activity; microfilament motor activity. NCBI's taxonomy places the organism in Eukaryota, Evosea, Eumycetozoa, Dictyosteliales, Dictyosteliaceae. Gene Ontology annotation, cellular component: pseudopodium; cell leading edge; plasma membrane.
AUGGCAACAUUUAAAAGAGAUUUAACUAAAAAUGUUGGAGUUGAAGAUUUAAUUAUGCUUACUGAAGUAUCAGAAUCUUCAUUACAUGAGAAUUUAAAAAUUAGAUACAAAGAAGGUUUAAUUUAUACAUCAAUCGGACCAGUAUUAGUUUCAAUGAAUCCAUAUAAACAAUUAGGAAUUUAUGGAAAUGAUCAAAUUAAUUUAUAUAAAGGUAAACAUGAAUUUGAAAUUCCACCACAUAUUUAUAGUAUUGCUGAUAAAGCAUAUAGAGCAUUAAGAUCAGAGGGUGAGAAUCAAUGUAUUAUUAUAUCAGGAGAAUCAGGAGCAGGUAAAACAGAAGCAAGUAAAUAUAUUAUGCAAUAUAUUGCAAGUAUUACUGGUAGUAGUACAGAGGUAGAAAGAGUUAAAAAAACCAUUUUAGAGUCUAAUCCUUUAUUGGAAGCAUUUGGUAAUGCAAAAACAUUACGUAACAAUAAUUCAAGUCGUUUUGGUAAAUAUAUGGAGAUUCAAUUCAAUUUGGGAGGUGAUCCAGAAGGUGGUAAAAUUACAAAUUACCUCUUGGAAAAGUCACGUGUAAUCAAUCAAACUCAAGGUGAACGUAAUUUUCAUAUUUUCUAUCAACUUUUAAAAGGUUCAUCAGAGGAGGAAAAGAAAACAUACAAUCUAUUAUCACCGGAUCAAUAUCAUUAUUUAACUAGAAAUGCAAGUAAUGGUUGUUUCACUGCCGAUGGUAUUGAUGAUCAAAUUGGAUUUAAACAAACAAAGAAUGCAAUGAAGGUGGUUGGAAUCGAUGAACCAUUACAAAAGGAAAUCUUUGCAACAUUAUCAGCAAUUUUACUCUUGGGUAAUCUUUCAUUCAAUAAAUCCGCCUCUGGUAAUGGUUCGGUAAUUUCCGAUAAAAAAUUAGCAAAUACAAUAGCAUCAUUGAUGGGUGUUGAUGCAAUAGUAUUGGAAAGUUCAUUGGUAUCUCGUCAGAUUAGUACAGGUCAAGGUGCACGUAUUUCAACCUAUUCAGUACCACAAACCGUUGAACAAGCUAUGUAUGCACGUGAUGCAUUUGCUAAAGCAACCUAUAGUAAAUUAUUUGAUUUCAUCGUUAGAAAGAUCAAUCAAUCCAUUGAAGUUAAAACCAUUGGUAAAGUAAUUGGUGUAUUGGAUAUCUAUGGUUUUGAAAUCUUUGAGAACAAUUCAUUCGAACAAUUUUGUAUCAAUUAUGUCAAUGAAACACUUCAACAAAUUUUCAUUGAUCUAACAUUGAAAACUGAACAAGAAGAAUACGUCCAAGAGGGUAUUACAUGGAUUCCAGUUCAAUAUAUUAAUAAUAAAGCAUGUGUUGAUUUAAUUGAAAAGAAGCCAAUUGGUAUUCUUUCAUUAUUGGAUGAAGAAUGUCUUUUCCCAGAAGGUAAUGAUCAAACUAUGAUCGAUAAAUUAAAUAAACACUUUUCAAAUCAUACUCAUUAUUCAAAGGUAGAGAGACAAAAGAAUUCACAAUUCAUUAUCAAUCAUUAUGCUGGUAAAGUUUUCUAUAAUAUCGAUGGUUUCCUCGAUAAGAAUAGAGAUACACUAUUUAAUGAUUUAGUUACAUUGGCCACAAGUAGUAGUUGUUCACUAUUGGUCGAAAUUUUCAAAUAUGUACCACCACUUGAAGUCGAUCCAGAACAAGAGAAAAAGAAUCGUGAUAAAUUUUCAAAGAAUGGUUUUGCAAAUAAUGCUGCAAAAACAUUUAUUCCAACCGAUAAGAAAAGACCAAUCACUGCUGGUUUCCAAUUUAAGAAUCAAGUUACUUCACUAUUGAAAUCACUUUACAGUUGUUCACCACAUUAUGUUCGUUGUAUUAAACCAAACUCAAAUAUGAGAGCAUUGGAAUGGGAUCAAAGUAAAUGUGCUGAACAAGUGGCUUAUCUUGGUCUCUUUGAAAAUUUAUUAGUACGUCGUGCAGGUUAUUGUUAUCGUCAAACUUUCUCUAAAUUUAUGCGUCGUUAUUAUAUGAUUGGUAAAUCAACUUGGCCAAAAUGGUCAGGUGAUGCUGAAAAGGGUGUUAAUCUCUUAAUGGGUGAAUUAACUCAAGAAAUCAACAUCAAAGAGGAGGUUCAAUAUGGUAAAACAAAGAUUUUCAUUCGUAAUCCACAACCAUUGUUCUUAUUAGAGGAUAAAAGAAAUAAGAGAUUAAAUGAUUUAGCCACUAAAAUUGGAUCAGUUUGGAAAAUGUAUAAACAAAGAAAAUGGUAUUUACGUACUUUAGCUGCAAUUAAAAUUCAAAGGACCUAUAGAGGUUGGUUACUCGUUAGAGAAUGUGUUAAACUAAAGAAUCAAUCAAUUAGUAUUUUCCAAAAUAAUAAAGAGAGAAAUAGACAAUCCAUUAAACUUAGUAAAGCUGCCUUUAUUGGUGAUUUCCUCUCACUCACAAGAGAUAACUAUACCACUGCAACCUUAAAAAGAGAAGAAGGUCCAAAUGCUGUUCUUCAACUCUCUUUAAAUGUUUCCAAAGUUAGUCGUCAUCAUAAGAUUCAAAAACGUUCAUUAUUAGUUACCAAUGAAACCAUUUUCACAAUUACACCACAUAAACCAAAGAAAGAUGGUUCAUGGUUUGCAAUUAAACGUAAAGUGCCCUUCUCUGCAAUUGAAAAAAUUUCAUUCAGUAAACUCUCUGAUGACUUUUUCGUUAUUCACAUAAUCAAUGAACAUGAUCUCUGUUUGGAAACCAAUAAAAAAACUGUAUUAAUUACCCUCUUAUCAAAUUUAUAUUCAAAACAUUUAAAUGGUAAAGAAUUGGUUUUUGAAUUCAAAGAUUCAAUUCAAUAUCGUAAUCAAAAAGGUCCUUCAGAAUUGAAAUUUGUAAAGGUUGAUUCAAUUCAUGAAAAAUCUUCAAAUUCACCUCAAGCUAACUCUCCUUCUUUUACUGCAAAAGCAGAAAAGAAUUAUUUAAAAGUUUGUGUUUUACCUGGUCUUUCUUCUGAAUCAAAAUCUAUUUUAAUUGAAAAAUAA